This is a messenger RNA of Austrofundulus limnaeus, 1742 nucleotides long. It is a transcript of the gene vps33a, whose product is annotated as VPS33A core subunit of CORVET and HOPS complexes. Gene Ontology annotation, biological process: vesicle-mediated transport. The record is from RefSeq and is a predicted model, not a curated record. NCBI's taxonomy places the organism in Eukaryota, Metazoa, Chordata, Actinopteri, Cyprinodontiformes, Rivulidae.
AAACAUGGCGGCUCAUCUGUCGUACGGCAGAGUGAAUUUAAACAUAUUAAGAGAAGCGGCACGGAAAGAUCUGCGAGAGUUUUUGGACAAAUGCGCAGGAAGCAAGGCCAUAGUUUGGGAUGAAUACCUGACAGGACCUUUUGGACUCAUAGCUCAGUACUCUCUACUGAAGGAACAUGAAGUGGAAAAGAUGUUUACCCUCAAGAGUGGCAGGCUCCCCUCUGCUGAUGUCAAAAACAUCAUCUUCUUCGUUCGUCCCAGGCUGGAGCUUAUGGACAUCAUUGCCGACAACAUAUUUAGUGAAAGCAAGGUGCAUUCGUCCCGAGAAUUCCACAUUUUGUUUGUGCCUCGGCGGAGCAUGCUGUGUGAGCAGCGGCUGAAGGAGCAGGGCGUGCUGGCCUCUUUCACCAACAUUGACGAGUACAUCCUGGACCUGAUCCCUUAUGAUGGCGACCUGCUCUCCAUGGAGUAUGAAAGCGCUUUCAGAGAGUGCUACUUGGAAAACGACCAAACGAGCCUGUACCACACAGCCAAAGGUCUCAUGACAUUACAGGCACUUUAUGGUACCAUUCCACAGAUCUUUGGGAAAGGAGACUGCGCACGACAUGUUGCCAACAUGAUGCUGCGGAUGAAGAGGGAGUUCGCUGGUACUCAGAACCAAAUUCUGCCGGUGUUCGAUACUCUUCUCCUCCUGGACCGUAACGUCGACCUGCUCACCCCACUGGCUACACAGCUCACCUACGAAGGGCUCAUUGAUGAGAUCUAUGGAAUAACCAAUGGAUACGUGAAGCUUCCUCCUGAGAAGUUUGCGCAGAAGAAACAAGGCGAAGCCAGCAAGGAUUUACCUACAGAGCCCAAGAAGUUGCAGCUGAACUCGGCAGAAGAGCUGUACGCCGAAAUCCGAGACAAAAACUUUAACGCCGUCGGGGCAGCGCUGAGCAAGAAGGCCAAAAUUAUAUCUGCUGCUUUUGAGGAACGCCACAAUGCUAAAACAGUGGGAGAAAUAAAGCAGUUUGUGUCUCAGCUGCCUCACAUGCAGGCAGCGCGGAGCUCCCUGGCUAACCACACCUCUAUCGCCGAGCUGAUUAAAGACAUAACCACGUCUGAGGCCUUCUUUGAGAACCUGACAGUGGAGCAGGAGUUUAUGACGGGUGUCGACACAGACAAGAACCCAAACGACAUCUCGUACGUGUACAGCGGCUACGCUCCGCUCAGCAUCCGACUGACCCAGGUGUUGGCGAGGCCCGGGUGGCGAAGCAUCGAGGAGGUGCUGAAGAUGCUCCCGGGACCGCACUUUGAGGAGAGACAGACACUUCCAUCUGGCCUUCAUAAAAAACGACAACAGGGGGAGAAUCGAACGACGCUGGUUUUCUUCCUCGGAGGAGUGACGUACGCAGAAAUAGCCGCUCUCCGUUUCCUCUCUCAGAUGGAGGACAGCGGGAUGGAGUACGUCGUGGCCACGACCAAGCUCAUCAACGGCACCACCUGGAUCAAAUCCCUCAUGGAUCGGCCUGAGUCUCAGCUGCCCUGAGACACCCGCACAGACCGCUGGCCUCGUCAGACCCACAUCUGAAUCCACCCCUGAUCAGUUUGCUGCAUUUUGCCACCUUCGACCACACCGCAUGUUAAUAAUCUUUUUUUUUUUUUUGUCUGUCAGCUGUUGGCCAACUAAACACUGUACAUAUGUAUUUAUGGGAUGUUUAAUCACACGAUUAAAGAUGCACUUGCAUUUUUCAAACUUU